GUGACAGAUUAUUCAAUAUGGCGUUUCGCUAACUCCAGGGAGAGGCACACAGUGAAUUCGGGCCGAAUGUGUCGUCCAAGACGACUCUAACUGCCGCCAACGCAGUUUUCCAGCAGCGAGCGGCCCCCGCGGCCGCCUCCGUUGUCUCCCCCUUGCUCGGAGGUGCCUCCGACCUUCGCUCUCUGCCCCCGCAAACCGCGGCGCCGCCUCCAGGUUCCAAUGGGCCUGAGGUGAGCCACUCGCUGCUCUCGCCCAAUUAAAAAAUCAGCCAGCAAUGCCGAGGAACAUGAGGUCCUUCAACGUCAGCGUUGUCGGGGUCUCCGGCACUGAGAAGGAAAAAGGCCAUUCUGGUGUGGGAAAAUCGUGUCUUUGCAACAGAUUUGUGCGGUCGGACGCAGACGAGUACAAUGUGGAGCACAUCUCGGUGCUUAGUCAGAUGGACUUCAGCUCCAGGGUGAUCAACAACGAUCACUUCCUCUACUGGGGCGAGGUCCUCAAAUGCUGUGAGGACGGAGAGUUCCUCUUCAAUGUAGUCGAGCAGACAGAGUUCAUCGACGAUGCGUCUUUUCAAGCUUUUAAGGGAGGUAAAAUGGAGCCAUACAUAAAGCGGUGCAGCGCUACCAAACUCACCUCGGCUGAGAAACUUAUGUACAUUUGCAAGAAUCAGCUUGGCAUUGAAAAGGAAUACGAGCAAAAGGUUCUGCCCGACGGCAGAUUCAGUGUCGACGGCUUUCUGUGCGUGCUAGACGUGUCCACUGUUCCCAGCCGGUCCAUCGAGAAACAGGUUGAGUUUGUGGCCGGCAUGUUGAACAACCUGUUGAAAACUAAGAAGCCGGUGGUGCUGGCGACAACGAAGAACGACGAGGCCAACGAGCUCUACGUUAAGGAAGCUGAAAGACUGGUGCAGAGGAAAGAGUUCAAAGGCGCGAUUCUCAUGAUCGAAACCUCCGCUCACGAGAACAUCAACGUUGACCAAGCGUUUGUUGCCCUGGCGCAGCUCAUUGACCGCACCAAAGGCAGACCUAAGAUCCUUGCGUUCGGCGAGGCAGCCCGUUCUCGAAAGGAGCAGUUGGACAUGGCGACCGAGGCGUUCCAGCGGCUGAUCAGGACGCAGGUGCAAGACUACCACUGCGUGUGGAGUCACACAAGCAAGAAGUUGUCUGGCCACCCUGAUUUCAUCCACUUUGUCGCCCUGCUCGGCAUGGACAGUGCUCAGAGACAGUUCCGCCGGCACGUGAAACGCCUCAAGGACGAGCAGCUCGCCGCCCGGCUCAACAACUACAUGGACAUGCUGCCGGAAAUCCUGCAGGAAAUGGUUCCAGACCUCAACACACUCCACGAUGGUGAUUGGCCUCUGGUGCAGCAGCACAUCAAAGAGCACCCUGACUUCAACCAGUACUUCUUCGAGUGUCCCGAGGACAUGUCGUGGAUGGAGCUGGACGAGACCCAGGACGAAAGUCGCAUUCCGUACGAUGUGUUGGACACGAUGGAGGCUGAGACUGUCUUUAAGAACCACUUGAACGCGCUGCAGCAGGAGCAGAAGAGAUUAGAGCUGCCUCGAAGGUGGCGAAAACAGUUCAAGCAACUGCUGGAGGAGACGGGCUACGUGACGCCUGGAAAAAUGCUUGCCGAGGUGCGCGUGCUCUUCAUGGGCCGGGAGUGUUUUGAGGCUCUCUCGGAGCAAGAUUGCCAGCAAAUCUACGACCAGCACCAGAAAGAGAUUAUCGACAAGGCGAAGCACAAUUUCCAGGAGCUUCUGCUUGAGCACGCCGAUCUGUUUUACCACUUUAAAAGUAUAGCGCCGUCCGGAACAAUCACGCAGGAUGACAUAAAAGACAUAACGGACGCGUUGCAAGAGGACUCGCGCUACAAGGCGCUCGACCGGCUCGACCAGGACCGCAAACUAAUGCUCUUCCAGCACCUUGGCUUUGUGCACUGCCCCAUUCGAGAGCACUGCCCCGCUUUCCCCAACUGCAUGGACGCGCUCAUCGAACGCAUCCUCGCCACAAAGGCUCACAGGCCAUCUUCCUGGAAUAGAAGUAGUCAGUGGCUGCUCAGUGCAGACAGCAACAAACUGAAUCUAGUGCUUCUCGGAAUCGAUGGACUAGCUGAAGAAUUAGCAACUGAAAUAAGAGCGCAGUGUGAAGACGACGAGUACGAGUUUGAUUGCCAGACAUACGGCUUGGACUACAGGAUAAUCGAUGGAGAUGUGUCGCUGCCGCAAAACUCGUUCCGCACUUCCGACUUCCUGCCUCACGGAGACCACUCAGAACAUGGCUGUUUUUGUGUUUACUCCAACCCCGAGUCUUUUGAGUAUGUCCGGGACAGUCUGGAGAAGACGCUGCUGUCCAACCUGGAGCAGGAGGACCGCCUGCCCUUCCAAGGCUUGCCCAUAGUCAUUCUCUUUUCCUGCGACGCCUCCGUCGACGAGAAAGAAGCGAUGCACCUCCGCGAGGAGGGCCAGUCCCUAGCUGACAGUUUGCAGUGUCCGUUCAUUGAUGUUUCCGUCGACGAGUCCGUGUCUGGCGGUGAUUGUCAGAGAUUUAACUCGGUGCUGAUCUCAGACGCCCUUCGACAGCUGGUCCAGUCUAUCCAGCACAGGGCAGGGUUCCUCAACAUCUAUCAGUCAGUAGUAGAGUACAGCGAACCAGAUAUCCGGAUAAUUUUGUGUGUUUUCUGCGGAGACCCGUACUCGGUGGAGCACGUUUUAAACCCAUUACUCAGUCACCAAUGCUGCUUCCUCUCUGGUGACAGAAGUAUCAUCCUGGAAACCUUUCUGGGCGACUCGAAGCGCAAGGUUGAAGUCAUAAUCUCGUCAUUCCACGGUGCAAACGCUUUUCGAGAGGAGCUCGUGCACGGCUUUGUCCUUGUCUAUUCGACCAAGCGAAAAGCCUCCCUCGCCACAUUAGACGCAUUUUCUGCCAACAUUCCAAACCUGCCUAUUCAAAUUCUGGCCGUGACCGAUUCGGGCGGCGCCAACGCAUUUUUUGGCAGCGACCUUAGCCACCAGCUCAUCACGGGCGGCAACAUCGUGGCGGACCGGCUCGGUGCACACUUCAUGACCUCGUCUGCUUCUUCCCAGCAAAAAACUGCAUUUUUCACGCCAUUCUUCAAAGAGGUUUGGGACAAGAAACCGGAAAUCGAGCAAGCAUUCAACAUGGAGGAACCGGGCCAGCUGGACGACUCAGGGGAAGGAACCCUGGAGCGCUCCUCGGGCAGGCACCACCCCCGUCCUCCGCCCCGCCAUGAAAGCUACCACAUCAAAGCUUCAAACUCUAAUGACGGGAGCGGCAGCGAGAUCUACGAGCGGCUGCCCACGGACGGUUCGAUGGGCGAUGAGCUCGACGACCAGCUGUCGCCAACCUACCCAGACGACCAGGGUCUCUCUGCCAGUGACGACUCUGAGUAUUCUGGCGUCGAACUGUACCACCAAGAAAAUGGGGAGCAUCACUUGGUCAAGCCUUCGGAGAUUAAAAAUCGGAGGAAACUGCAUCACGGUUUUGAGGUGUAUCCGCCCCCAACCACCCCUCCAGAGCCAGCCCCUCCCGACCACCCUCCGCAGCGCUCAAGACUGAGCAAGGCGUCAGCCUCGCUGCCCACGGGAUCUCACUCUAGCCUCGAGGAAAUCACAUCUGACAUAAGCGGCUCUCGGGAGUCGUUGGCAACUAGAGGUGACUCAGACAAGGAAGACAACGAACUGCUUUUCAACAGCUACGGCAUGCACGCGUUCACCACGGGAAGGCGGCAUUUGACUUCCAAGUCGACCCGUCCCAAGGGCAACAGCCAAACACUGAAGCAGCCUGGAAAGUUGAAUAUGGAAAAAUUUUCCAACUUGGAUGUCGCUUUGAAACGAAUGAACCCAGAAAGCGGCAAAGACGCCAGGGUGCGAGAGGCUCAGGCGAGAAGAAACGCCCCCCUGGCCAAGCCCGAGGACCUCGAUCAGGUGAAGGACGCCCUGCAGGGCGGCUUCCAGUACGACGGUGAGUUCAGCUACCUGCCCCAGGACACUCUGUCCGGCACCAACAAAACGCGGAUUCGCACUAGAAGGGACAAAGGACACCGACAAGCCUACACCGACUCGGACAGUGACUGGAGUAGCUUGGAGCGGCGCAAACUGGCCACCGAUCUGUACAACAGGGGCGGCGGCGGCGGGGGCGUCGGCGGCCAAGCGCGCAAGUCCACCCCGCACAAGCGCACCCGCAAGAAGAGGGCCGCCAUCCCCGUGGCCACCCCCAGGGUCCCGCCCUUCGGAGACGCGGCCGCCGCCAUGCUCAGCUACCGUUUCAAGGACGACAAAGUGAGUGAAUCGGGCUCGGACGAGAGCGAGGAGGAGCCGCGAGCCCUGCCCCCUCGGCCCCUAAAGCAUCCCCUGCGAAGACCAGUGCCGCCGCCGGUAAUUCCAAGGCACUUCGCCUACCACCACUCAGGAAAAUACAAAAUGGACGGAAAUUUCGGCGGUCCCGAAGAGGAAUCCAGCUUAGACGUCUCCUCGCCCAGGGAUGUCAAUUCGCCCAUGAGUUUGCUCUCUCUUCAGGACCACCAUCAGAUGUAUCAAGGGCUGCAGGGCUACGGCAUUCCCCCAGCAGACUAUGGAGUGGCGAAGAAGGAUGACAAGAACACGCGACGCAAGGAGAAGCAGAAGGCCAAGGAGGACGAGAAGCGGCGGCUGAAGGAGGAAAAGAAGCAGGAGAAGGACCGCAAAAAGGCGGUCAAGGCUGGCGCCAAAGUGCCUCUCAAGGGUCUGGCCGAGUUCGAGCAGUCGAAGCAGAACGCCGUGCCGCUGAUCAUCGAGAAGUGCGUCCAGUUCAUCGAGAGCGAAGGCGUCGAGUCCGAGGGCAUCUACCGAGUGCCCGGCAACCGUGCCCACGUCGAACUGCUCUUCCAAAAGCUCGAAGAAGAUCCAAACGUGGACAUGGCCUCGCUUGACAUUCCCGUCAACGCCGUGGCCACCGCCCUGAAGGACUUCUUCUCCAAACGACUGCCGCCAAUCUUCACAGACGAGGCCAUGGACGAGUUGGAGAACAUUUCAGUGGACAAGGCCAGGAGGGCCCUUGACUCACAUGUGAGAACGUCGGACAGGAGUAUGCGUCUCCUCCAGCUCAGAGAACUCCUCACUAAAAAACUGCCAGAUGAAAACUUCCAGGUGCUCAAAUUCAUAUUCCAGCAUUUUGUCAAGGUGGCCGAGAACUGCAAGCAGAACAGCAUGGACACGAAGAACCUGGCCAUCUGCUGGUGGCCGACGCUGCUGCCGUACGAGUUCAGCGACAUGGGCAAGUUCGAGCAGAUGCGGCCACACCUCGAGGACCUGGUGCAGACCAUGAUCGACCAGUUCCCCUUCCUCUUCUGCGGCAAGGAGGCCUUCGUCAUGGUCUAGUGUCUCUCAGUAGACUUUUGUGAUAAAAUGCAUAAACACACACACACGAACAAACACGUACACAAACGACACACAAUUAACUCGCGAAUACACACACACAUACACACACACACACACACACAAACACACUCGAUUUGUCAGUUCUAAGUCAUCAAUGUGGUCAAUGAAUGUGGCAGCGCGGCGCUUGCGCAGCCCCUCCCAGUCCUGUUUCUCUCGGACCUUCUUUCCUUGGAUCUGCCGCAGCCAACCGAGCCGAGCACCCUGUCUCUUUAUUGUCUACUGUACGCUGAAAGAAAGAAAGAAAGCAAGCAAGCAAGCGUGUGAUUCGUGUACUUAAGCCUCCUUGAUCGAUUCUCGUCCUCGGCGCCGCCACAAUGGAGCUGCUGCGCUCGCACAAGCCCCUCGUUUUGCAAUUUUCGCAACAAAGUGUGUGAUGCCAAAGAUUUUUUAAGAAAAAGACCGUCUUACACUACUCUCUCUCUCUCUGUAUCUAUUUGUGUUAUUCGCUUGUCGGCAGUGUUUUUGAUGCAUUUGUGCCAUAAAUAGUAGGGAUGUGCAAAGAAAUCGAUCAUUUGUUUUAGUUUUAAACGGUUUAGAGCAUAAACGAUGGUGAAAAACGCGGCCACGUGAAAGGGGCGUGCUUCCGGAAAACCGCGGGAAUUUUGAAUUGGAAGGCGUGACAUUACGAAAUGGGGCGUGGCUCCCUGGAAAACAACACAAAGGCUUGGAACGUUUCACAAACCGCGGGAAAUUCUUUGUAAGAAUUUGAAUCGAGUAUAUUUAGAAAAGAAGGCGUGGCAUGUGUCGCGCAGCGCGGGAAAUUCUUGAAUUUAACGCUUUUGCUGGUAUUUUGAAUUGGAAGGCGUGGCAUUUUAGGAAACCGUUGGAAAAUUAUAUUAAUUAACACGUAUUCCGAAAUGGGGGUGUGGCUUCCAGGUAAACCAAUCACAAAGGCUUGGAACGUUUCGAAAAACCCCGGAAAUCCUUUGUAAGAAUUUAAUUGGGGGCGUGGCACGUGUUUACAAAGCGCGGGAAAAUUUAAAAUGUAGACUUAUUCCGAGACUUGUGGCUCUAAUCCGUCAAUUUAAUAAUAACGAAUAAUCGAGUUUGCACAUCUCUAGCCAUACAGUAGCCAGAGCCCGGCCGACCCCACUUGCAUUUGUGAAUGUUAGCUCUCGGCGGCCGGUCGCGGUUAAUUUUUUAUUUAAUUAACCUUGUGACGCGCUGGCCGGCCGGUUUUAGUCAACCCUCUCGGCCGACGAGGAACUGGCGAAGAAACGUGCUCUUUAGUUUGCGGGCAUUCGAACUGAACCCCCGUGGGUAUUUUUAUAAUGCAGUAUUUUAAUUCGGCACAAAAGUGCAGCUCCAUUCUCGGCUGGCGUGCAUCACAUUAGAAUAACCGGAGGCGGGCGGGUGGUUCAGUGGGCCGCGAGCCCCAGUUUUUAGCGUACGUGUGUGUGUGUUUAGAGUGACUUUGUGCAGUGAGAGGAAUUUAGCAAGGGUGGCUCGAGGUGGCUGCGCGAAUUUGUAAAUUUUAGUCGUUCGGGAGGGAGGCGUCGGCUCUCUGCCCUGCUCCGCUCUGCUCUGCUCGUCUGUCUAGCACUAGCGCGUGGACAAGUUUGUCCUUUUUGCAGGCCCAGCUAUCUCUCUCUAUCUCUCUUUCUUGUAACCCCGAAUGUAUCGGCCAAUAAAACAAGCAACUGAUCAAUACUCGGUCAACAAUAAGUUAAUUAAAA
This is a messenger RNA of Cloeon dipterum, 7110 nucleotides long. It is a transcript of the gene RhoGAPp190, whose product is annotated as Rho GTPase-activating protein 190. NCBI's taxonomy places the organism in Eukaryota, Metazoa, Arthropoda, Insecta, Ephemeroptera, Baetidae. Gene Ontology annotation, molecular function: GTPase activity; GTPase activator activity; GTP binding. Bases 275 to 5374 code for a protein of 1699 amino acids. The transcript is spliced from 34 exons. Gene Ontology annotation, cellular component: cytosol. Gene Ontology annotation, biological process: regulation of cell size; Rho protein signal transduction; regulation of axonogenesis. The record is from RefSeq and is a predicted model, not a curated record.